AUGGCUACUGCUAAGAAACCAGCAUUGGUGACAUCUGAUUUCGAAGUAUUUGGAAAGGUACAGGGUGUUUUUUUCCGCAAACACACCCAGAAAAAGGCUACCGAACUCGGUCUGAAAGGCUGGGUGAUGAAUACAUCUCAAGGCACCGUUAUCGGCCAGAUGCAAGGAUCCCAAAUAGCAAUAGACGGAAUGAAAGUAUGGCUCCAGAAAACCGGCAGCCCCAAAUCAAGAAUCGAGAAAGCGGAUUUUAGGAAUGAAGGCCCUAUUAACACCUGUGCGUUCCGGAAUUUCGAAAUACGAAGAUAA
Messenger RNA from Danaus chrysippus (African queen), 306 nucleotides. NCBI's taxonomy places the organism in Eukaryota, Metazoa, Arthropoda, Insecta, Lepidoptera, Nymphalidae. The record is from the annotation of a GenBank genome assembly.